CCCGCCCUUAAUUACUACUCUAAAAUUGAUAGUUAGCACUAACAAAGUUUCACUGGGAAAGCGGAAGAGAACAUUGUAAUCAUGGAUAGAGAGAACUAAGGGAGCACAGCCCCCCUUGCUUUGGUCUGCAGACCCAGGAGAUCGAGAACUCAGAAAUGGAAACGUGGGCACCUUUCUAGCAGCGAAGUGACUCUUCCUGUUCUGCCGUCUCCAACUGGGAGAAACUUUGUGCCUUCUGGAAAGUUGAGAAAUUGAACUCGAGAGGCCAUGCUUCUGGGAUUUUGCGGGCCCCGCAAUGUUUUCCAGAGCUUUUCAAGGGGGAAGACAAGAGCGACAAAAUGAAAAUGCCAUGUGUGGGGGCGCCCACCCGCGUCCCGCCAGCUGUCCCGCGCGGAGGUACACACUUCCUCCUAGCAUGACUGAGAUCUGAUCAGCAGCCACGAGAAUCUGACUCUUGUGUCUGGCGCUGUAGUGCUGGGGGCCUGGUCACUGCCCACAACUGCAGAGCUACCAUGGCCACUGCAUCCACUUCCACCCCUGUGAUCUCACAGCCCCAGUUCACAGCCAUGAAUGAACCACAGUGCUUCUACAAUGAAUCCAUCGCCUUUUUUUAUAACCGGAGUGGAAAGUAUCUUGCCACAGAAUGGAAUACAGUCAGCAAACUGGUGAUGGGGCUUGGAAUCACCGUCUGUAUCUUCAUCAUGUUGGCCAAUCUCCUGGUCAUGGUGGCAAUCUACGUCAACCGCCGCUUCCAUUUUCCUAUUUAUUACUUAAUGGCUAAUCUGGCUGCUGCGGACUUCUUUGCUGGGUUGGCCUACUUCUACCUAAUGUUCAACACAGGACCUAACACUCGGAGACUGACAGUCAGCACGUGGCUCCUUCGUCAGGGCCUCAUUGACACCAGCCUGACGGCAUCUGUGGCCAAUUUACUGGCUAUUGCAAUUGAGAGGCACAUUACGGUUUUCCGCAUGCAGCUCCACACACGGAUGAGCAACCGGAGGGUGGUGGUGGUGAUUGUGGUCAUCUGGACGAUGGCCAUUGUUAUGGGGGCCAUACCCAGCGUGGGCUGGAAUUGCAUCUGUGAUAUUGAGAAUUGUUCCAACAUGGCGCCCCUCUACAGUGACUCUUACUUAGUUUUCUGGGCCAUUUUCAACUUGGUGACCUUUGUCGUAAUGGUGGUUCUCUAUGCUCAUAUUUUUGGCUAUGUUCGCCAGAGGACUAUGAGAAUGUCUCGGCAUAGCUCUGGACCCCGGCGGAAUCGCGAUACCAUGAUGAGUCUUCUGAAGACGGUGGUCAUUGUGCUUGGUGCCUUUAUCAUCUGCUGGACUCCUGGAUUGGUCUUGUUACUGCUCGACGUGUGCUGUCCACAGUGUGAUGUUCUUGCCUAUGAGAAAUUUUUCCUUCUGCUGGCUGAGUUUAACUCUGCCAUGAACCCCAUCAUCUACUCCUACCGCGACAAGGAGAUGAGCGCCACCUUCAGGCAGAUCCUCUGCUGCCAGCGCAGUGAGAACACCAGCGGCCCCACGGAAGGCUCCGACCGCUCGGCUUCCUCCCUCAACCACACCAUCUUGGCUGGAGUUCACAGCAAUGACCACUCUGUGGUUUAGAAAGGAAACUCAGAUGAGAAGCCAGCCAUCAUGUAUUGAGCGAGGAAGAACCUUCCCCUACCCAAAUGCCAGGCGGUGUAGGGAGAGAGAGAGAGAGAGAGAGAGAGAGAGAGAGAGAAACUCAUGAGAGAGAGAGAGAGAGAGAGAGAGAGAGAGAGAGAGAGAGAGAGAGAGAGAGAGAAAGAAACUCAUGUACUUAAACACUAACCAAUGGCAGUAUUUGUUCCUAGACCCAACAAGACUUGAUAUAUAUUGAAAAUUAGCUUAUGUGACAACCCUCAUGUCGAUCCCCAUUCCUUUUGAAAGUAGAAAGUGGAGACCUUGUAAUGGAAUUUAUACAUAGAUGCUGGAGUGUCAUUUAAAUAGACUGCACUAGCUAGACUUCAAAAGAUUUUGUGUGGUUUGGUGCAAGUCAGAAUAAACUCUGACUAAUUGAAUCCACAUCUUCAUUUACAUACAGGCUUCCCUUUUUUUAUUUUUAAAGGAUACAUUUCAUUUAAUAAACAUGUUUAUGCCUAUCAGCAUGCUUGUGAUGGAUAAGAGUAUAGACUGUUUUUAAACUACCGUAACUUCAUUUUUUUUCCUUAUGUAGGAAAACUGUAAAUUAGAAUUAUUUUUUUUAGAAAGCAUGCAUGUAAUGUAUGUAUGCAAUAUGCCUUACUUAAAAAGAUAAAAGGGUAUUAAUUUUCAAUCUUCUAGGAAACAGGAAAACCUAGAUGUCAAAGCUGGUAUUUGUUUAGGUUAUGAAACAAACAAUACUCUAAUCGCAAUAUUACCUUUUCAUUGAAGUGUUGUAAUACGUAUAAAACAAAAAUGGGAUGUAAGUUUAUUACCAAAAUAAUAAUGUACUCUAAAAAAAUUGUAGCAGAUGAAGCACAGUAUUAUUUUCCCCACAUAUUUAUAAUAUCCAAAUACAUUCUAAUUAUCAGUACAUCAGAGGAAUUUUUCAAUAGCCUGUGUGUUUUUCUGUAUUAUAAAAUAAUACAUAGUCAUUGUAGAAAACUUGAAAAAUACAGAAAUGUAUAAAACAGAAAAAAGAAUUACUGAUAAUAUUACAACCCAAAAGUAACCACCAUUAAUGGCUUCUCCCCCUGUGUAUGCCUAUAUGUAUAUUAUAUACUUUUUUAUAUAAUUGGGAUCAUACUGUAAACAAUUUUAUAACCAUUUUUUUCCACUACAGAAUUGCCACAUUUCCUAUGGCAUUAAAAAUUUUGCAAAAACAUAAUUUUAAUGGCUAUAGAAUAUUCCAUUUAAUGGAUGCAACUCAGUUUAUUUAACCAUUUCCAUAUUGUUGACUACUUAGGUUAUAUCUAAUUUUCAUUAUUAUAAAUGAUGUUGCAAAAAUUGUGUGUACAUAAAACUUUGUCCAUAUAAUUGAUUAUUUACCUAGGGCGUGUUCCCAUGAAGGAUUUUUUUUUUUAAUGUGAAAUGUCUUUUUAUGCUCGUACCUUUUAUAAAAAGGGAUUUCCUGCUUUGCACCUCAUGGGUGACAAUUGUGAGGAAAGCCAGUUAAAUUACCUUUUUACAAAGGAAAUGCAGUCGUUAGUUUAGAGUGACUUUUUUAUAUAAUAAAAAACAGCCAACUGUCACAAAUAACUAGAAUACCCUAAUUAAUGCCUAGCAAUUUCAGAUUUUGUUUGAGGGACCGAUUAUUCAGCUCUUGAUAGCCACAACUGUAAUGCAGAAAUCAAGAAAAUGCAAAGAAAUCAAACGUGCCAAGUGAAUAAAGGAUCUUUAUCCUAACGAGUUGGGGCCCUUCUGUAGCAAAUUGAGUGUCAGUCUCUGACUGGAUACUGUGUAUUCUCUCAGAAUCAGUGCAGAUAGACUGCUGCCAUAUUAGGUGAGACCUGUUUAAUUCAUUGUCUAGGUAAACUAGUAAUUGCACCAGUUUGUUGUAACAAGUAACCAAUAAAGUCACAGUCAUGAAGCAGGUAUGGGAAAGUCAGGAGUAUGUUUAAGAGAAAGAUGUCCAGAUGAAGAGGGGUUAUCUAGGAAGGAGAAAGUCAGUGCAUGGUCACUAUUUAAGCAGAGGGCAGAUUUGUGAAGUGCCCAAUGUGAAAAAAAUAUUGGGAGCCAGUUAACAGAAAGGCGUUCAUAUACUGUAUACAAAAUACAGAGCAUUUUAUACUGAAAGUGAAAGAAAUGAGCUUGGACUUUUACUCAUGCACAUGUAUUCUGAAGGAGAUAUGAACAUUUGAAAUUAAAAGCAUACUAAUUGGACCUUAAUAAAUCAUUCUCAAUCAGUGUUUGGUAACGUGUGGUUCUGAUCGGUGCUGUUUCUCUGGUUCAGGUCUUCUAGUUUUCAUUGCAUGGUGCCUUUUUUCAACCUGAAUAAUAAGUCUUUCCAGUGUCCAAGAAGAGAUGGUGGUUUAUGUUGCGUGAAAAGAGGUAUGACGUCUUAGGACAGUACUUCAAGAGUAUAAGUGAUAAGAGUACGUUUCUUUCGGAGAAACUCUUUGAUUUUAUAAAGCCUUUACCACCAAGUGAGCUUUACCUGAUCCGAAACCCUUAGUAGGAUGGGGUUUCGUUUGUGUGUUCAGAUGGGCCUGGAUUUAGGCACCUGAUAGAAGAAAUGUGUGUGACGAGGAGCCAGAAUGGGUCAUUAGUUUUCCAAAGGAGGGACCAUUCAUUCCUUAACAUUCACCUGUCCCUUGUAUAGUCUACAUAUAACACUCUCUAAUUCUUUUGUUAAAUUCGUAAUGCAAAUAUUCACAGAUUAAUUACUAAUAAUAUGUUUCAUGAUGUGGUAUAUAAAGACCAUUUUAAAACCUAAAAGCAGAAAUAGGCAAACUAAGACCCACUGGCCAGGUCUACCUGUUUUUGUAUGAACUAUAAGCUAAGGAUGGAUUUAACAUGUUUAAAUGGUUGGGGAAAAGAAUAUUUUGUGGUGCAUGAAAAUUAUAUGAAAUUCAAAUUCCAGAAUCCAUAAAGUUUUAUUGGAACACAGCCACACUCACUAGGUUAUGUAUUGCUUAUGGCUGUUUUUGUAGUACAACAGCAGAAUCGGUUAGUUGCAAUCGGAUAGUUGACUGUCCCUCAAAGUCUAAAAUAUUUACUGUCUGACCCUUUACAGAAAAAGUGUGCCAACUCUUGAUUUAGAGAAUUUCGUUUCAAUCAUGCUAUCCUCGUUUGAUUAUAUAUUCACUGGAAGAGGAAAGAGAAAUUGGGCACACUGUGAUCUCUUGAGCUCCAGACAGCAGAGAAAAUGAUCACAAUUGCAUUUUUUAUAAUAAACAUUUUUAUUUUGAAACAAUCUCAAACUUACAGAAAACUUUUCUGAAUUUACAGAACAUUUUUCCUGAACCAUUUAUAAGUCGCCAACAUGAUGCCCCAUCAACCUUGUAAUUUUACAGCCAAGGAUGUUGUCUUUCAUCACCUCAAUGCAAUGAUCAAAAUUAGGAAAUUAACAUUGAUACAUAAACUACCAUUUAAUUCACAGACCCCAUUCAAAUGUAACCAAUUUCAAUAAUGUUUCUUAUAGCAAAAGAAUCCAGUCUAGGAUCCCCAGUUGUAUUUAGUUGUCAUAUCUCUUAAGUCUUUAUCAAUCUUGAACAGCCCCUCAGUCUUUUCUGACCUUUGUGACCUUAACGUUUUAAGAUCAGAUAUUUCAUAGAAUGUCCCUCAGUUUGGGCUUGUCUGAUAUCUUUUCAUGAUUAGAAUCACUUUUUUAAUCUUUACCAAAAUAACAGAAGUGCUGCUGUGGUUUUUCUCACUGCAUCCUAUCAAGGAGCACAUGAGGUUGAUUUGUUCCACUAUCAUUGUUGUGAAUUCCAGUUACUUGAUUAAGGUGAUUCUGCCAGGUUUCUUCACUGUGAAAAAAAAAAAUGACUUUUUUUUUCCUUUGUAAUAUAGGAAAUAUUCUGUUCACCAUUAAAUUUGACAUCUAGUCUUAGCAUCCAUUGAUAUUUCUUGGAUGAAUUAAUCAUUAACUCUGAUGGUUGCCAAAUGAAUUUCGAAUUCUGCGUUCUCUUUAAAAUGUAUUGGGAACCUGAAAACCAAGGUCAAGGCAUUUGAAUAAUACCAUGUUUUAUCAAUGUUAGUUUGUGUUUUCUGAGUGUGUUUUGUUUAACUUAUUUUGGUGUGCUUUUGGAAGAUUUUUAAUAUUAUAGGUUGAAUUUGAAAUGUGAUCUACAGCUUACAGAAGACAUUCAUAUAAUUUGCAUUUUGAUCUUUGCAAUGACCCUGUUAUACAUGAGGAAACUGUUUCAGAGGAAAAGUUUUGGGCCUAAUCUUUGUUGUUUAUAGAGUUAUUUGAACCUAAUUACCCAUUCUUUAUAUUGUAAUCCAUAAUUCAUCAUAGAUAUUUAUUUGUGUUGGUUCCCCAAACAAAUUAUGAGCUCCUUCAGAGGUAUGAUGCAUUACAAUUUAAAAAAUCCUUUAAACUCACUUACCACAGUAAAAGUAAUAGAAGAUAACAUGAGGUCAUGAGCAGAUGCAUGAAUUGUUCUCUGUGAUGCUAAUUUUGUUUCAGGUAUGCCUGUAUCCCAUGCUACACUAUACAUUCUUUAAGAAUUAAAUAGUCUUGUACUUUCCACCUCCUUUUUCUGAUCAAAAUGACUAGAACAAAACUAAAAAUAUGGUAGCAUUUUAAAUGGUUCCCAACUGAGAACUACUAUAAGAUCAUAGUUAGGUGUUAUAAUUGUUAUUACUAUCACUUAUUCUUAAAUUUCUUCGCAAGUACUUUUUGAGAGCCCUCUACAUUCUAGGUCCUUAGGAUACUGCUGUGAAUGAGAUAUGCAAGAUCUUAAAGGGAGCAUAUAUUUUAGUAGGAGUGAGGGAGAAAAUGUGGAGAAAUAAAUAAUAAAAGUAAAAUUACAAAUUGUAUUGAGUUAUGAAGGAUACUAUGACAUGACAUGGAGAUAAAAGAAAAAUAAAAGGGAUGGAGAAGUCAGGGAGAGUAACUACCUUUGAAAGGAUAAUCUAGGAAGGCCCCAUUUUAGGACAGAAACUGUCCUGACUUUGGGCCUGAAUUGCACAAAGGUGUGUCUUGGUCAAGCUCUUGAACUUGCACUCACUCUGGUAAUCAGUGCACAUCAAAACAACCCAUUAGUAAAAUGGGCACACAUCUAGCAUAGGUAGAUAGGAAUUCCAGGCAAGAUUUGUAAAUGCUUAGUGAGAGAAUGCAUGCCGUUUUGGAAAGAAGGUCAAUUAUAGACUGUGAGAAUGAGGCUUGAAAGGCAGGCAGGCAGGCAUGAUCUCUUGAGUGAUUUUGAAUUCAUUUUAUCCUGAGAAUUAUGGGGGAUACAUUAAAGGAUGUAAAUAAAGUAGAUUACACUUCCGAAUAAAUUGAAGAGAAGGAAGCCUAAAGAAAAACGACAAGAUCAGACGCUGUCAUAUUCACUGAGAUGAAAGAUGAAUGUGGUAAUGGAGGUGUAGAGGAGGUGGAUGGAGUCAACAGGUGUUUGGGACCUAGUGAUUGUGUGGAUAAGGUCAUAACCCAGGUUAUAACCUUGGCCACUGGAUGGAUGGGGUGUGAUAUGGCAAGAUAAGGAACAUAGUUUGAGGAGCAAGUUUACAGGAAAAAGAUAAUGAGUAAAGCUUCAAAUACCUAUGAGCCAUUGAAGGAAAACUUGGCAGUUGGGGCGUGGCUGUGUGAUACCUGAAGCUCAGGCUACAUCUCUGGACUAAAGAACUAGAAUUUGGAGUCUGAUUUCUUCUGCUGUUAUCCUGCCACAUUCCUCCUUAAAACAGGAGACACAGAGCCUUUGAUCUGUUUGAACAGGAAGAAAGAAAAGGAAGGAAACAAAUAAAAGAGCAGAACUUAAUAUCUGAAACUAUCAUCCAGAAACAUGUGGAGACAUUUUUUUUAACAAAAUAAGUCAUUAUGUAUAACAUAUUUGGGCUUUUUUUUAUUGAGAAUACAUUACAGAGAUAUAGCCAAGUUUGAUAAAUAUGUAUCUGUGUAGUUGAGGCAGAGAUAUUUAGAGUUUAUUAAUAUCUUCUUUUCUUUUUUCUGGGCUCUUGGAAAACUAUAGUCCUGUUAGGCAGGUUCAUGUGACUAGUUAUGGUCAGUGGACUGGGAGUGGAUAUGACAAGUGUUAUUUCUAGGCUGAGGAAGUAAAAAGCUGCUGUGCUACUCUCCAGAUCUUUUUUCCCCUGAAUGCCAAGCACAGAGAUGUGAAUGUGAAGAAAAUGAAGUCCCCAUCAGCCCAGGACCUUGAAUCACUAUAUGGUGCAAAAUCCCUGCCAACUGAUUGUAUAGCAUGUAUAGCAUGAUCUGAUUGUAUAGCAUGAUCAAAAAAUAAACAUUUGCUGUGUCUAUGGUGA
Messenger RNA from Hipposideros armiger (great roundleaf bat), 7874 nucleotides. RefSeq names its product lysophosphatidic acid receptor 1 (gene LPAR1). The transcript has 4 exons. Gene Ontology annotation, molecular function: lysophosphatidic acid receptor activity. Gene Ontology annotation, biological process: G protein-coupled receptor signaling pathway. Lineage: Eukaryota; Metazoa; Chordata; Mammalia; Chiroptera; Hipposideridae. Gene Ontology annotation, cellular component: membrane. The coding region runs from base 513 to 1607 and encodes 364 amino acids. The record is from RefSeq and is a predicted model, not a curated record.